Macrosiphum euphorbiae (potato aphid) is the source of this 396-nucleotide messenger RNA. Lineage: Eukaryota; Metazoa; Arthropoda; Insecta; Hemiptera; Aphididae. The record is from the annotation of a GenBank genome assembly.
AUGAUAGGCACACGGCCGUGGUGUGUUCCAGCACGUCAACCACCGGAACUUAAUAAUUAUAUUAAGUCUGCCCGCCUGCCGGAAAAGCCUCGCCCUAGUUGGAAGUCCGACACCGGGGGACAUGCCGUCCACUCGGGUCACCUCGGCCUAACCGGGAUAUCUCACGGCGAAAUAGAUAACGACGACAGUUGCGUGUCGGUGGAGGUAUCGGAAAUGACAAAUUGUAAGUCGUCGUACCUACUACAACUACUGUUGUCUGUAAAUCUCACGUCCGACCGGAAGAACAUCUGUGAAAAGGCUUAUACCUUUAGCGAGAACUCCGGACCUCACGAUAGUAAUAUUAUUUAUACGAAAAACACAGUGCGCGUUAUACCGGAAAACAGUUAUAUUCUCUAG